Molecule: messenger RNA, 1068 nt
Organism: Acanthosepion pharaonis
Lineage: Eukaryota; Metazoa; Mollusca; Cephalopoda; Sepiida; Sepiidae
Source: the annotation of a GenBank genome assembly
AUGGUGGCCGAAAACGGCCAAAAUUCAUCAAAGACAGGAGAAGCUAAUGACGAGAACAACUACAAAAACGACAAUGUAGCGAUAUCGUUUCUUUCUUCUUCUGUUAAUAUUUCUUUCUUUUAUUUCAUUCGUUCUUUAUUUGUAUUGUUUGAUCUCCUUAUUCUAUAUUUUAUUUUUGUUAUGUCUUUGAUUUUCUACAUUUUCUCUCAAUAUUUCGUACUUUCUUUUUACUUUUCUUUUCCCAUACCAUUUCUUCUUUCUUCCACUGCCUUCUUCGCUCCUUUUUGUUGUAAUUUCCAUUUUUUUUUUACGUUUUUAUCCUUCUUUCUUUCUUCUUCUCUCUUUGCUAUUUUCUUUUCUUUUUUUUUUUUGGUAAUCUACAUUUCAUCCUCCCCUUCACCUGUCCACUAUUGUUUUUACUUUUUUUCUUUCUUUCUUUGGUUCUUCGUUCUUUCUUUUUUUUUGGUUCCUCUUUUCUUUCUUUCUUUUGUUACCUCUUUCUUUCUUCCUUUAUAUUUAUAUAUAUUCUUUCUUUCUUUAGUUUUUUUCUUCUUUCUUUCCUUCUUUUUUACGUUCUUUUUUACUGUCACUAGUUUUUCUUUCUUUCCUUCAUAUUUUCUUUUUUUACUACUUUCUUUCUUUAUUUCUUUCACUCAGAUUUGUUCUUUCUCUCCCUUGAUUUACAUAAUUCUUCUUUCAUUCAUUCAUGCAUUUGCCUUUCCUUCAUUGCUGAUUGCUCAAAAAGUAAUAUUACAGCUUCUUAACGUAUACACAUUUAUAUCUAUCUAUCUAUCUAUCUAUCUAUCUAUCUAUCUAUCUAUCUAUCUAUCUCAGCCUAUACAUAUCUAUCUAUCUAUCUAUCUAUCUAUCUAUCUAUCUAUCUAUCUAUCUCAGCCUAUUCGUAUCUAUCUAUCUAUCUAUAUAUAUAUCUAUCUAUCUAUCUCAGCCUUUUCGUUUUGUUUCCUCGUCCUCUUCCUCCUUCUUCUUCAUUACCAUUUUUUUUUCUUAUUCUUCUUAUCUAUCUGCCUUUCCCUAAUCAUGCGGCGCCAUUGCAGCCUUCUUCAUUAA